ACAAUCUACCUUAACACAUAUGAACACUCUGUUUCCCGUGCCAAUCCACAAAAGUGUGAGGUGCAUAACAGAAUGAAGAAACCAUUGGCACCGUGCACGCUGGCAGCCACUGGGUCAGGGGUAAAAUGGAUUGCCGGCUCAGCAGGGCUUACAUAUUACAUUUUUGGAGCUGGCAUAGACAGCUGGAAUCGCUUCCUGGUCAAGUGUCAGAAGUUUGAGGACAACGGUGGGGUCACAUGCGGCGUAGACUGUGUUGGGCACGGUGUGUUUUAUCUGUUUGGAGCAGCUAUGGCGUGUGGUGUCGGUGUGUUUAUGGUAGUGAUUCUUGCGGGCCGCAAGACAACGACUGCGAGCUCGACAUCGACAGCCACAACAGCGACGCCAGAGAAAGAGCCAGCAUCCGUGCCUAGGCCAUCGACAGUGCCAAUUGCAGCGAUAAAGACUGCGACUGCCGCAGAAGGAACCGCAGCAUUGCCCACGGCCCGAAGAAAUGGACCACUGUAUCCUCUUCACUUGUCAUGGGAAAUCUUUGCACUGGUAUUCCUGACAGCCGUAGCCGUUGUUGUCGGGCUGAGAUAUACGAAAACUCAAACCGUUGCGGUUGCAAUGGGCAGCAUUGGAUGCGCAACAAUAAUAGGAGCAGCAACCAUAAGACAGCUUUCAUCUCAAAGGGUUCCAACGUCCCAGAAAUCUACCAAACCCGCACAAAAAGACCAGGCGUAA
This is a messenger RNA of Xylona heveae TC161, 723 nucleotides long. RefSeq lists its product as hypothetical. The transcript has 2 exons. The record is from RefSeq and is a predicted model, not a curated record. Lineage: Eukaryota; Fungi; Ascomycota; Xylonomycetes; Xylonales; Xylonaceae. Bases 73 to 723 code for a protein of 216 amino acids.